ACCAACAUCAGUAUCGCCUCGAGUCAUGGAUCUGGGGUUUGAGAAAGCUUCUCAGCCUGCAAUCAAUCGCCUCAUCUCCAAAGAACGAGUCAAUUCAGAGUCAACGGGGCUCUUUUUCUGCUCUUCCUCUUAAAAAUUUUGUCGAGCACUUGACACUCAUGCAAAACCACAGCUUGUCCAGCUGCGCAGAUUCUUUGUGUAAUUUAUCACGAGGAAUAUAUGCAGAGAUCCGUCUCUAGUAGUUGCUGCUUCAUGCGGAAUCACGGAUUCAGGUCUACUAAACUUUUCAUAUGUUCUCUCCCACACAGAAUAUUUCCACCAUCAUCUUCUUUUGCUGGGCCAUCACUUUCAAAAAGCAGUCUUCUUGGGGGCGCAUCAUUUCCUUUUUUUCUUCCUCCGAAAGGAUAUAGCUGUAAAUUUACGUUCUUGAUUAGAAGCAUGUCAUCCACGGCAAGUUUGGAGUCUAUGAAGGAGCAUACAGUUCCUGAUAAUGGAGUUGAGCAGGUUCAGUUGCUCAAUGGAGUUGAGGAUCUAUACGAUGGAGUAGUUGUGGAAAUAAAGGAGUAUAUGGACUCCAAUAGUUUUAUUCCGUUACUUAGAGCUUCCAUUUCACAAUGGAAGCAACAGGGUAAGAGGGCUGUUUGGAUCAAAUUGCCAAUUGAAUUUUCUAAUCUCGUCAAUCCUGUAGUUCAGGAAGAGUUUAGGUACCAUCAUGCUGAACCAGAUUACUUGAUGUUAGUGCGUUGGCUACCUAAUACUUGUGAUACUCUUCCGGUAAAUGCUUCACAUCGAGUGGGUAUUGGAGCAUUUAUAGUGAAUAAUAAUAGAGAGGUCCUUGUAGUUCAAGAAAGGAGUGGUGGAUUUAAAGGUACAGGGUUAUGGAAGUUACCUACUGGAGUAGUCAAUGAGGGUGAGGAUAUUUGUGAAGCUGCAAUUCGGGAGGUUAAAGAAGAAACUGGAAUUGAGGCAGAAUUUGUAGAAGUUUUAGCAUUUAGACAAAGCCACAAUUCAUUCUUUCGCAAAUCAGAUUUAUUUUUCGUUUGCAUGUUACGACCGCUCUCCUUUGACAUCCAGAAGCAAGAUUCAGAGGUUGAGGCAGCCCAGUGGAUGCCAAUUGAGGACUAUGUGAAUCAACCAUAUAACAAAGAACACCAGCUCUUCCAGUACGUAGCAGAAAUAUGCAAAACAAAGUCAGAAGGGAACUAUGUUGGGUUUUCUGCAUUUCCUACAGUCACAGCUUCUGGUAAAAAGACUUACUUGUACUUCAAUAACGGGGAUCUCAGCAAACUUUAAGACCCUUAUCGUAGAAUUUUGCGAGUCUGCUAUGGAGUGUGUUGGUUGAGAUGCUGAAAAGUC
Hevea brasiliensis (rubber tree) is the source of this 1356-nucleotide messenger RNA. RefSeq names its product nudix hydrolase 7. The transcript is spliced from 9 exons. NCBI's taxonomy places the organism in Eukaryota, Viridiplantae, Streptophyta, Magnoliopsida, Malpighiales, Euphorbiaceae. The coding region runs from base 220 to 1293 and encodes 357 amino acids. Gene Ontology annotation, molecular function: NADH pyrophosphatase activity; NAD binding; ADP-ribose diphosphatase activity. The record is from RefSeq and is a predicted model, not a curated record.